Neurospora hispaniola is the source of this 288-nucleotide messenger RNA. RefSeq lists its product as uncharacterized. The record is from RefSeq and is a predicted model, not a curated record. The coding region runs from base 1 to 288 and encodes 95 amino acids. The transcript is spliced from 4 exons. Lineage: Eukaryota; Fungi; Ascomycota; Sordariomycetes; Sordariales; Sordariaceae.
AUGUGCAAUGCAGGCUCUCCACCGUACUACGCGGUUUUCUUGAUCUCCGCGCAGCUACUGUGGGAUGGCCUGUGCACGAGUGCAAACUGCGCCACAAGUGAAGGUCGCGCCUUCGUUGGAGUUGCUGAGGGUUGUCGUCGAACAUCGGAAAAGGACAUUGAGAAUAUCUGUCUGCCGAGUCAUCUUCCCUCACAAAUCACAAUGACCUGGACCCCUGACCCUUCUUUGACAGAGGGGAUCCUUGAAGCUGAGCCUUAUCGGGCGCUUAUCGGCUUCGCCCCUCCAUGA